AUGCUUUGGUAUUUUGUUGAUAGACAGUACUUUAAGAUAUUAGAAUCUGGAGCAGUUUUGGCAAAUAACCUUAAAAUGGCAUCAAUGAUCUCAAAUGAAAUCAUUUUAUUAGAAAUUCAAGUCAAAAUUACCAAGGUCAAUUUGAAAAAAUAUUGUAAUAUGAGUUCAGCAAGAAUAGGAAAGUUCAAUUCUGCAACUAUAACAUGCUUGAUGAUAUGGAUGCAACUAAGGAACUCAUCACGAACUUUAUUAGUUGCAGCAUGUGAAGAUGAUGGAAUUCCAUCUGUUAAAUGGUGGCAAGCUCACUUUCAGAUUUUAUAG
Funneliformis mosseae is the source of this 321-nucleotide messenger RNA. Lineage: Eukaryota; Fungi; Glomeromycota; Glomeromycetes; Glomerales; Glomeraceae. The record is from the annotation of a GenBank genome assembly.